AGCACAGGGCGACUCGUGCACUGCCUGAAAGUAAACAAUUAUGGCCGCCUAGCAUCAGCUGUUAAACUGGUCAAAAAAAAUUCGAACCCCGACGCGUCGGUUGGAGCGCGGCUGUGCAAAGUCAAAAGAACCGAAAAAAAAGUAAACAAUAGUGAUAAAUAAACAAUUUCGGCAAAUAAUUGAAUUUUACGGCAUACGUUUUUUUUGCCGCUAUUUUUCACCUUUCGUUUCGUAUUUUUGUUGUUUUUGCGACGCGACGCUCGACAUCUCUUCAACGAGUGUGUGUGUGUGUGUGUGCAAGUGUGUGUGACGUUAAUAAAUGUAUGUGAAUUGGCUUGAAAAUUAAUAAAUUAAUAGCGAUUGCCAGCUAAAUUUUCACAUAAUAUACACAUAUGUAUCUCAACAAGUCAAUUAGGCCGCCGAAACAAAAGUGAAAAGUGAAAACGCUUGAAAAAGUGACAAAAGCAGAGGAAAGUGUUAAGAAAAAAGAAGGAAAACCCACGCACAGAGGCGUGCUAACCACCAAUUAGCCACCAGAACCACCAGAACCACCACCAAGAACCACCAGGAGUCGCGUGACAAUGAGGGAGUGAGUGGCAGACAGAGUGACAGUACCAUGUCGCUGCGGAGCAACAAGUUGCAGAGCCAACAAUCCACGGCCAGCAACAACAGCAACAGUAGCAGCAACAGCAGCAGCAACACAACAGUGCAACAUCCGCCAAUGGCUUACCAACAACAGCAACAACAAUUGUUGCAACAGUUGCAACAACAACACAAAUUCCAGGCCCAAGCACAGCUAACUCGGGGCAACACUAGCCGCAACAAUUUGGCCACUUUGGUGGCAGCCAUCAAUGGCCAUGAGAAUCAGAGUGGCGGCGCCUCAGUGGUCUCGGCCAGUGGCUACCAAUUGUCACCGGCUGCCGCAUCGCGGGUGGCCCAUGCCCCGCCCCAUUCACCCCUGGGACCGCCCUCCUAUUCCGCUGCCACCGCCCAGUCGGCAUUUUCGUAUUACGGCCAGCAGCAGCAUCAGUUGCAACUGAAUCAUCAGUACCAGCAACAGCAACAGCAGCAACAGCAGCAGCAGCAACAGUUGCAACAGCAACUUCCACCGCCUGAUCUCACCGAUGGCAUCGAUCAUCCCUCUGCCCAAUCGGCCACGCCCCCAGACUCCCCUAAUCCCGGCCAGACGUCAGGACAAUCGGAUUUGGAGCAACAACUGUGCGUUGUGGCCAAAAUGCAAAAGUCGGUGACCAUUACAGUCACCCCGCAACGCAGCAAUUCCAUGGACUUUUUGAAUUUUGAGGAGAAACGGCAGCUGAUCGCCUCCUCGUUGUCCUUGUCGGAUAUCCUGCAGAGCAGCAACCAGCAGCAGCAGCAGCAGCAGGCAAACAAGGAGGCUCAGGUUUUCAAUGGAGGGCAGUGCGCUAAGAAACAGAAUGGAGCUGCCAUACGCACAAAUAGCUUGGGCUCGGGCACCCGAACUCCGCCCCUGGAGCGAAAAAGCAAACUGAGCGCCCUGGGAAGGUUCUUCAAGCCCUGGAAGUGGCGGCGGAAAAAGAAGAGUGAGAAGUUCGAAGCGGCCUCCAAGUCUUUGGAGCGUAAAAUUUCUGUGCGUGCCAAUCGAGAUGAGUUAGUUCAAAAGGGAAUUCUACUGCCAGAAAGCCCCUUAGGCAAUAUUCCAGAACCAGGCGAGGAGUCGUAUUACAACAGCAGCAAUAGUGGUGCCACCGCCAAUGGCUCCAUUCUAAGCUCAGCCGUCCACAAUAAUUCCAUUAGCCAAGCCAAUAAUUCCAUAAAUGCCACCACCUACGGCACAGCCGGCAAUCCUCUAAUAUCCGCCAAUUCUGGCCAAAAUCAGGGCCAACAACAGCAGCAGCAACAGGGACUGCCCAACUCGAUCUCCGUGCAGCAGUUCAACGGACAGAACCAACAGAAUUCCAUGGCCAAUGGCCAGUGCCUGGUGGCCGGUGGCAUGGUGACAGGCGGCGGUGGUGGUGGUGGUGGUGAUGGGUCCUCGGACACGUCCUCGCUGAGCGGUGGUGUGCCCCAUUCGCAGUCGGCGCCACAGCAGUUGGGGGUGGGGCAGCCGCCGCCGCUCACACCGCUGGCCCAGCACCAUCAGGCUUUGGCCCAACAGCUGCAGCAGCGAUUCGCCAUCAGCAAUAAUAACGGUGAGUUUUCCCAAGAAAAUCGUAACCAAUCUCUAGUGUGUGGUAAGUUAGAACUAAGUUUUUUAAAGUUUCAACUGAGAUUUAAGAAAGUAAGUCCUGUGUGUCUUAACAGAAAAUGUUAAGAAACUGUAAAGUGAUUCUCAGAAAGCUUAAAAAAGCUUCCGAAAAGUGCAAAAAUCAGCUAGAAUAUAUUCUAUAUUUUCGGUAUCAAGAAAGCUUCCAAAAGCUUUCCAUCAAAAGGCUUAAAUGGCAAUAAAUAAUGUAUUAUUUUUAUGGUUUCUUCUCUUAACACAAAUCAUUUUCAAUCAAUUGAAAUUCAGGAUAAAUAUUAUUUUUAAAUGCUUGAAAAAAAAAAAAAGAAAACUCUUAUCUUAUCGGUUGGAAACUGCAAUCUAAGCUAGAGAGAAAAAUCGGAGCUCUAAUAGCCUCCCAGGGCCACGCCCAGGCGCAAGGCGAACGUCUCCAUUAAUUUUAAAACCGCCAACUUAUCAGGCAGCGUCAUGGUCCUAAGUGAUUUUCCCCGGUUCCCUUGAUUUACCGCCCCAGCCGAGGCAAAAAGGAUAUCUGGGCGUAUAUUACACACAUAGAGCAGCGCUGAACUGAACCGAACUGAAGGCAAGGACAUGCGAUACUAUGCGUCCUUCACCUUCCUUCCCAACCGCCCCAAAAAGCCCAAAAAAAAAAAAAAGGAAGCUGGCUGGGAAAAAAAAAUUUAUACAUAAAUAUCUUUGAGCCAGGACCUUCGGCAUUCCUUUUAAAGUAUUCUGUGUGCGGCGGCUGCUUGACAUUAUUAUUUUUUAUUUCUUUUUUUUUUUUUAUAUAUAAAUUUAUACUUUUUUGUGUGUGUUUUGAGGCUGAUGAGUGGCCGCUGAUCAAAGGGAUUCCUGGCCUGGCAACAGUUUCCGGGGAUAAUUCAAUUGGCUUUCUAAUAUGUGACAUUAAAGUUCGAUUUUAAAGGACACUAAUGUUCACAUUUAAUUGCAAGAGUGGGGAUAGAUUAAGUCUAAGUUCUUCUAGCUUCAAUUUCAGUUUAAGGCUGAGAAAUCUGAACACUUACUCUUUCAGCCUAUUUUAAGAAAGAAUUUUCAUUUAAAAGUCUACGCCUUUUGCGAGAAAACUUUUGUUUGAAAACUUGAAAUUAGAUUUCUUUAAAUUAAACAUUUUGUAGAGCUUUUUAAACUUCUGUGUCUCAAAUUGUCCCUAUUGUGCUGGCUGAAACUCCGAUCGGAUGCUGGCCUGGGCCCCCAAGGACAUAAGGCAUACCUUUGCCUGGCCUCGUCCUGCCGCUUCCUUCCAGCCAGUGCCCCUGCAUCGAUGUCGGUUGUCUCAUUUGCAUAAUUCUAAUAUGGAACAUUUUUGGCCAAUUCCACAACUUGUCCACCUACACACACACUCCCAUGCACGUCCUGGGCCGGGCUAAAGGGGAUUUGCAUAAAUAAAACUGUAGUUGUAUCCUGUAGUAUCCUGCCACUGUCCUUGUCCAUUGCCUGUCAACGUAAAUUACGGCCAUUUGAUUUCGGCAAUUACAACGCAUUUUUGUGCAACAAUUUUUCGUCCUGGGGCUGGCCUCCUGCUCCUCUUGAUUUAUAGGUCCUUUUUGUCGAAUGUCCUUUUAGUGUCCCGACUUUGUUUGCAGGGGCAAUUUCAAUUUAAGCUUCUCAUUCAGCUUCGACAUGUCGUUGAGCAAGUUAAUUAUGAGCUUAUCCUUGGACUUGUCUGCAGUUGACUAUUUAUUGUCGCUGUCCUGUCUGCAGGACUUCCUCUCAUCUGAGUUUUCUUUUGUCCGCUGGCAUUGUUCUCGACAUACAUAUUUUGUUGUGAGUGCGCUCGCUAUUUGGCUGCCGUCCCAAAAAAAAAAAAAAGAAAACCUGUAGACAACCUUGGCCAUGGAAAGGACCUUCUAUUUAUCUAGCUUUGUGUGUUUUCUUUGUCCCGUGACUCGAGAGUUGUUCUAGCUUGUACUUGGAGAGUAUCUCUAGCUUGUACUAUUUUGCAUUUUGCGGGCGGAAAAAUGAAAAUGAAAAUGAUUAUCAUUUGUUUUCGUUAAGUUUGGCCAAAAAUCCAAACUGUCCCGAGCCAACAAGUUGUGGCAGCUCAUAAAAAUGAAUUACGUGCCACGUUCGGUCCCCAGGACUUAGUAGUUUAUCUCUCUUUCGUCCUAGAGUCCUCCUGGAGGGAUAAGGAAGUGGAUUUUUUUGAUAUACCUUGAUGUGGGAUAACCUUCCUUUGUGGCUUAGAGUAAAAGGAUGGAACGCAAAUUAAAUUGGGGUUGAGUGAAAUUUAUGCAUUGAACGUUUUUCGGGAAAAUAUGUAAAGGAUUGUGGAGUAAACAGCAGAGUCCUUUGGCUUUUCUUCAAUAUAUUUAUGGUAAUUUUUGUUCUUUAAUGUCCUACUCCUAGGAGUCUCUGAUACGUCCUCCAUUUAAAUUCCUUUUCCCGGAAUAAACUUCAAAAUAAGUAUUUCUUUCAAUUACAAAAAAUAAUUCAAUAUAAUUUGGAUUGAUUUUUUGUAAAGAGGCUCUUGCUCCUUGCUCCUCCUUUUGGCCAGGAUUUUGUUUAUUUUUUUUUCCUCUGACCAUUGUGUAAGUCCUUCGAGUCAGAGUCUUAUGCAAAUGUUCUCAGGGACCCUCAAUCGAACAAAUCCAGGCCUGGCUGUCCUCUCUCUCCUGUCCCGUCCUGUCCUGUCCGUUCAAUCAAAGUUGACAUUGCCUGGCGGGAACAGGACGAUCCGGAUUCCGCAUAUCCCACAUCCGCAUCAUCGCUGUCAUUGUCAUUUGUUGUGUGUACGUGUGUGGGUGGGAUUGUUGCUUUAAAGAGAUUUUAUUUAUGCAACGGCAUGUGCUCAGUGGAGCUCACUGAGCCUCGCCUGGGCUCUCUGCUUAACCGAAUUUGGCAUGCAAAUUUGCACGUGCCAUUGGUCUUAGGCCCAGACUCGCUACGUUGCUUGCAUUUAAUUAUUAAAAUUUAAUUUGGCCAAUUCGCCGGGCUUCCUUCGCAGACUCUUUUUUUCUUGCCAUGCAGAACAAGUAUACGCCCCGUUGAACGCCCCAAGAACCAGAACAAGCAUACGACCCGUUGGCCCGGUCGAGAAACUACUCUAAAAUUGAGGACACAAGCUUGUGCUGAUUCAGAUCCUUUGUCUUGCGAGCAAACAACCUGUUUGCAUACCAAAGAAGAAAAAAAAAAGUUUAAAAAAAAAAGGAGGAAAAAGAAAAGCCAUCAGAGUUAUGACCCAAAAUAGUUUCUCUUUUGUUUUGAUUUUACUUUUUUUUUUUUUUUAUGGGAAGGAAGGAGGACAAUUUUUAUUCCUGUUGCUCGCGAGGCGGCGCUCUGAUAAAUUUUUGAUAACUUGCGUCACUGCCACUUCUGAUGCACGAAAGGGAAAGUGUGACCGAAAGAGAGUGGCUGGCUGGGCGAAUGUUAAGAGAGCAUAAGAGAGAGAAAGCUCUCUUGCAAGCACGUGCCGUUAGUCGGCAAAAGCGAAUUCAAGUUCAAGUCGCACAACAUUGAAAGCCAAGUUCAGGCUCCAAGGCUCCCCAUCUCACUCGGUCCUACUCUAUCCGACUGUUACCUACUCACUCGCACCCUUGCACGUGUUACUCUCUCUCCCUCUCUCUGUCAGAGGACUUUGUAUUUUUGUGAUUAUGUAAGCAGUUUCUGUGUUGCCACGACUGUUGUUUGCUAUUUAUCCUUCUGCUAUUUUGAAUUUAUUUUUUGUAUCCUUUUCUCUUAAUUUUUGUUUGUGGCCACAAAUUUUCAAUUGCCUUUUUUUUCGUCCUUGUUUUCUUGUUGGUAUUUAUUUUUCAUUUGCUUUGGAAUUCCCAAUGACAGGAGGCAUCCUUUUUGUAGUUCUUCUCUGUCCCUUUCUUGUUGUUUCCCCUCCCCCAAAGGACAUCCUUCCCCAUUCUUUAUUUUGGCAUUCAUUGCGUGGCUGUCUCGCAUAUCUUAGCCAUCCAUGGCAUCCAUAAACUUGUGUUUCCUCCACUCUCAGUGGCAUCAGAUCCUGGCCUGGCAUGUCCUGGCCUUGCCUCGCCUCCCAUUUGUUGCGCAUCCCAGAUGAACUCAGUGCCUCUGGGGACUACCAAGUAUUCCUGGCCUUGAUUAGCUUUCGGUUUGUCCUUAAAUGCUUUCUCUAGAGACUGCGGUUAUUUCAAUUCAAAUCACUGUCCCUUUGGUUUAUAUUUAGGAUGGUGUUUAACCUUGUGGUGGCUGACAAUGAUUGAGCCUGGCAUUGAUGGUGGAAAAUGGAGAAGGAAAAGGAAAAGGAAGUGCCACAAGGACAGGGCCAGGACAGGAGGAAGGACACGUCCAAGGGCGCGUCCAGGAAAUGAAAGGCGACAGUCGAGUUAUGACUAAGAAGUGUUUGCUCGUCAACCUGCUCAAGUUAAGUGAGAAUUUUGGGCUCUCCUCAAGGAAGGUCCUGUGCAAAAGUCCUUGAAGAAUUUAAUAUUCUGUACUGCUAUAAUAGAUCCCACCGUUUAUCCUUCAAUAGCCCCUACCUACAUCCCUAAUGACCUGUACACUAGGCUCUUUUAAUUUGCUUCUUGUCUGCCACUUGCCGCUUGCCGCUUGGCAUUAAUAUCCUAGAGGCAGGACCCACCACCCACCCCCCGCUCUUUGCCAGCCUCAUUUGUGAGCCUUUGUUUCUGGCCCCCACUUAAUUACAAUAAUUCAUCAACUUGUUUUCGUUUCCACGGUCGUCCACUUUGAUUAAGUUUCUGUUUCAGUUUCGCUCUUGUUUGGCUCUUUUGUUUGAAUUUAAUAUCGAGAAAAUGAUAUUAUUAUUUAUUAUUUGGUUUUCCGCUCUUCAGAGCAUCGGGUUGCAAGCUGCAGUUGCAAGUUGCACAGUCAUGUGCAACAGGCAAACACGAGCCAUGGCCCUGACCAUGGCAAUUGCAAUUUCAGUGGCAAUGCCAUCGUCAUCCGGACUCCGUACUGCAUUGACGCACACAACAACCGUCCUCGGGUGUCCUUUUGAUUUUCCUGCAUUUUCCACACCACAUCCCCCCCCUCGCAGGACUCGGGACUCCUACUGCCCAAUGAUUUCAAUCAGACUGUGGGCGUGCAUUAAUGUGGCAAGGAGGGAAUGUGGCAGUGGACGGGAUAGGACGGUGGACGGGACAGGACAACAGGCUCUUGAGCCGGGCCAACAAGCAGGCAUAAACAAAACACACACACACUACCACAUUAAAUAGCGGCCAAUGAGAGGGAGAAAGGGGAUUUCUCUUCGAGAGAGCUUUUUGCUUUCAAAAAGAAAACUAAGAGAGAGCUUUAUUUCUCUUGAAUUAGAAGGACUCAGUGAUGCUAAAAUGGGUUUAAAUUUAUUUAAAAAAUAUAUGUUUUAAUAUUAGAAAUUUAAAAUUAACAAGAAGCAACUUAAAUACAUAAUUUAUUAGAUAUUAUUAUUAAUUAAUAGUUUUCAAAAGUUAGGAGUAUCUUUAAAAAGUAUCUUCAAAAGAUACCACCAUAAGUGGCCUAGAAGUUAGGAUCUUAAUCUUAUAUCUCCCUAAAACCUAUCUUAUUAUCACAUAUUUUAUUUGUGACUAUUUUAAAACUUAAUCUAUUACCUUUUAUAAAAUUUCCCAUAACUGUCAAAAUCAUUUCCCAAAGUUUCUAAUUAAAAUUUCAAGCUUCAAGGCUUCUAUCCCAUUAUGCAAGAAGUUAGCAGGCUAAGCAGCAGAAUUCAUGACAAAAGUUUUGCCGCAAAGUCUGAAUAAUGUAGUGCGAAAAAGGAUUGCAAGGUGGCAUUAAUAAUUGCUUUAUGGCGCCGUUGUCCUGCACGAUAAUGCGGCUAAUUGACAGUGGGACCUGAGCACUGUUUUUGGCCAAGAGAGGCAAAGAGAGGAGAAAGCUCUCUCUCUCUCUCUCUCUCUCUCUUAGCUUGCUUAUCAGUGGGUGAUGCUGGUGGUGCGAAACAUUCUUGGGUGGUUUCGGCGCUGCUGCUCUUCUGGCUCCAUCGCCUUGUGUGGUUUUGGCCGCGCUGCUCGUCCGUCGCUCGGCACUGUCGCUUUCUGGCUUUCUUUCCCGCGAUGCCAUGAAAAACAUUUGGACGGCUUCCGUUUGGCAUCAGUUUGUUGGCAAUUCUCGAGCCCAUCGGCCGCACCGACCAGACACCCCUCGAAACAAUACAACAAAUAAUUCUAAACAAUAUAUAUUUCUAAAUAAAAUAAUUAAAUAAGAAAAUCAAUUAAAAGAAUCUCAGAGAACUUGAAACAUUCGAAAAAAAAGACACCAGAUAUAAGUGAAAUCGAGAAAUGUUUAUGAAAUAAAUCGGGAAAUCAACUUGUGAUGUGAUACGACGC
Drosophila ananassae is the source of this 8472-nucleotide messenger RNA. Its product is annotated as phosphatase and actin regulator 4. Lineage: Eukaryota; Metazoa; Arthropoda; Insecta; Diptera; Drosophilidae. The record is from RefSeq and is a predicted model, not a curated record. Gene Ontology annotation, molecular function: actin binding. Bases 617 to 2293 code for a protein of 558 amino acids. Gene Ontology annotation, biological process: actin cytoskeleton organization. The transcript has 6 exons.